Penicillium taxi is the source of this 2490-nucleotide messenger RNA. Its product is annotated as cell division control 45 family protein. The transcript is spliced from 2 exons. NCBI's taxonomy places the organism in Eukaryota, Fungi, Ascomycota, Eurotiomycetes, Eurotiales, Aspergillaceae. Gene Ontology annotation, cellular component: DNA replication preinitiation complex. Gene Ontology annotation, molecular function: single-stranded DNA binding; DNA replication origin binding; chromatin binding. Bases 1 to 2490 code for a protein of 829 amino acids. Gene Ontology annotation, biological process: double-strand break repair via break-induced replication; DNA replication initiation; mitotic DNA replication preinitiation complex assembly. The record is from RefSeq and is a predicted model, not a curated record.
AUGUAUCUUCCACGGCAGCUCAUCUCUCACUUAUACCUGCAACUUCUCCGAUCUCAUCACCCACUCUCUCCACCAGUACUUCUUCUUGUGGCUCUUGAGCCUGAUGCUCUGUGCGCCUGUCGGAUCCUUACAGCUUUACUAAAACGCGACUACAUCCCCCACAAGAUCCAGCCUGUCGCCGGAUAUGGCGACUUGUCGCGCGCAGGGGAGGAGCUGGUUCGGCCGAUGCAGACUACAAAUGGUGGCACUGGAGGUGUGGUGAUCUGCCUUGGAGUAGGUGGUCUAGUCGAUCUCGCAGAGACUCUGUCCUUGCAUAAUACGGAGGAGGGAGGGGAUGAUUUUGGUGGUGUGGAGAUCUGGGUGUUCGACUCGCGCCGGCCAUGGAACCUAGCGAACAUCUUUGGCGGACAGCCCAGUGUGGACUCUGCUAUGGCUGAGAUGGAUGGUAAUGCACGUCGACGCGGACGUGGAGUAGACAACGGGUGCAUCACUCCUGCCUACACGUCGAAACAUGGUGGUAUCAUCGUGUUUGACGAUGGAGAUAUUGAAGAGGAAUUGGGCAAGGAACGAGAGGCCUAUUACGCAUUAUUGGAGAUGCCCGAGGUGGAUGACGACGACGAUUACGCGAGUGAAGAUGGUAUGGAUGACGACGAUCCGCAGCCUGGAAAGAAACGUAAAUCAUGGUCUGGCCGUGAAGAUGAGGACGGCUCAGAUGAAGACGAUGAGCCUCCCCAUCAACGGGUACGAAGUAAUUCGGGCUCUUCAUUGGUUUCAUCUCCAACGCGAUCAAGAAAAUCAUCUGGCUCCCCGACACCAAAACAGCCAUCGGCACGAGCUUUAAAACGGCGCCUCAUUGGGAUCAAGAGGGACCAAGAAGGCGUUUUGCACUCUUAUUACUCUAACGGAACCUCAUAUGCGGAGCCGAUCUCUUCCCUAAUAUACUCAUUGGCCUCAGAACUUGGCCGUGAAGACAAUGACCUUCUCUGGCUUGGGAUUGUCGGUGUCGCUAGCUUGGAGCUCAGCGGCCGAACAAUGACUGGUGUAGGAAUUUCCAACACAUCAGAAUCGGGAGGAUCUGCGGGUUGGGGUGGACAACGGGGAGAACAUAUUCGUCAGAUUCUUAGAGAUGAAGUACACAGACUGAACCCUCCAGACCCAUUGGAGCGCGAUCGAGAUAUCAGGGGUGAAAUCAACGGUAUCAUUCCGACGACUGCUAGAUCCCCUACCGACACAUCUAUUCGAAUUUCUCCUGAGCCGCGAUUCUUGCUUGUACGGCACUGGUCACUAUACGAGAGCAUGCUUCAUAGCCCUUUCCUUGCCCCGAAGCUGCACGUCUGGACAGAAUAUGGUCGUAAACGAUUACACAAAUUUCUCGCAAAGAUGGGCAUCAGCCUGACUCAAUGUCAUCAAUUUUAUACGCACAUGGAUAUGGAACUCAAACGGGGGCUACGAGGGCGGCUUCUCCAAUACGCGCCUAUGUAUGGUCUGGACGGCCUCGUUCCUAACGAGGCUUCCGCAGGUUCUGCCAGUUCUCGUGAAGGUUGGGGUUUCGUUCGAUGCUGGGGUUGGAAGGCGUGUCUUUCUGCCACCGACGUAGGUGUUCUUCUGGGUGCCAUACUCGAAGUUGGUCCACACAAAGCAUCUGUACCGUGGGAUGCCAGGCGUGCCCCUCGAACAGAGACCGCGAACGAAGUAGGGUCUGCGGAAUCUGAUAUGACUAGUCUUUUACCUCGAUUCUGGAGUGCAUAUGAUGCCCUCUCGCUGACAUCUGAGUCGCCUACUCUUCUGAUGGAAGCAUUGCCACUAGCCCAGCAUCUCCACCGUGCUAUCCUUCGAACUGGCUCCUCUCUACUUUCGAAGCAUCAAAUCCGCCAUCUCAAGACGUUCCGUAUUGCUGUCGUCAAGGAUGGACCCGAUGUAAAGCUUUUUUCGAAUGCGGGAGCUUUGACCAAGUUGGCUUUGUGGCUUGCGGAAGCUAUUAGAGUCCAGGAACGUGAAAAAGACACCUACAAGAUGGGCCGAAAGCGAGCUGCCGGCACUCCUCUCGUGCUUGCUGGAUUUGAUGAGGAACGCGACCUUUAUGUGGUUGUGGGCACUGGUGGUGGUGGGGGUGUGGUUGAUCAUGCUGCUUUGUUAAGACGCAAAGAGGAGCGUGUCAAGAAGAAGGCGGCCAGAGAAAAGAAACAAAAAGAGCGUGCUGAACGAAGAGCCAAGCGAGCAGCCGAACGUGCACAGCGUGACGAAGAGGAUGAGGAAGAGGAUUCUGAUGAGUCUGAGUCUUCAUCCGAAUCCGAGUCAGAAGAUGAAGAAGACCAGAGUGGGAAGAGACACUUGUUGCGUAAUCGAUUUGGUAUUGCCUUCCAAGAAGUGGUCCAUGAUACCAAAGCCCGCGUCCGCAUUGACAGCUUCGAGCACUGCGUGGUCGAAGUACGGAAGGACGAUCUCGGCAACUUUCUGGAGACUUUGAGUCUCCGCGAAGUGGUGGGCUAA